UUUAUUUAUUGGUCGAAUCAGUAACUUUGUUCUAUAAUCUGUUAUACAUUAAAUAUGUGCAUAUGUGAAUAAAGCGUAUCCAUAUGUGAAUAAAGCGUAUGUAUAUUUUAUAUUGAGGUUAAAUUACGAUAACCUUUUAUAUAAAGAAAUAAUGUUAAUUAAAAAGUGUAAUACAUAUCAUGCGUAUUUGAUUAUAACAGAAUGUGUGAUCAUUAUAGUUCAUGUAUGCAUGUCGUAUAUCUACUGCAUUCAUAUUGUACUAUAAGGUAUAUAUGUAUUGCUAUUGUAUGUAAAGAUACAUAUGUUUACAUAUAUGGAUACGUGCAUAUACAUAUAUAUUUAACACAUAUUUAAAUACAAUUCGGUACAUAUUAUGUUUGAUGUCUGCCUGCAAUUAUAAGCUUCAGUUUUAAUUUUUUUGUAUACAUAUGUACAUAUGUACAUACAUAUUAGAAUAAUAUUUCACAAUUAAUGGAUAAAAGAAAACAAAAAUAGCAAAAAGUUAGUGGGUCAUACGCUAAACGCAAUGUCCAAAAUGAAAAGUGAUUCAACAAAAACACAUUUCAGUGAAUCUAAUUAUUUUAUAAGAAAUAGCAAUGAAGAUAAUUAUACCUUAGCUUCUUUUUCUUCCAGAUGUUGACAAUAACGUGAUUAAUUUUAAUACAAAUCAUAUAACGAGUUCCACAAGUCCACUUCCUGUGUCAAAUAGUGCUACAUCUAGCCCAAUUGCUAUAAACAACAAUGGUGGAACAAUGACAAAUACAUACCCUCAAGGAGUGACUUCUUGUGCUAUAUGUGGUGAUAAGGCAACUGGAAAACAUUAUGGCGCUUCAAGUUGUGACGGCUGUAAAGGCUUUUUCAGAAGAAGUGUGAGAAAAAACCAUCUUUAUAAUUGCAGAUUUUCGCGAAACUGUGUUGUCGAUAAAGAUAAACGUAAUCAGUGUAGGUAUUGCCGUCUCAGAAAAUGUUUCAAAGCGGGAAUGAAAAAAGAAGCUGUUCAAAACGAGCGGGAUCGAAUAAGUUGCCGGCGCACGUCGUAUGAAGAUUCUAAUCCAUCGAAAGGUCUAUCUGUUAUUGCAUUGCUAAAAGCUGAAAUGGAAAGCCGGCAGUCAAAAGCAGGAGCAGCAAUGGAGAAUGGGCCAGAUGACAUUGAUUUAAAAAAUAGGCAAUAUGCUAGCAUAAAUGAUGUAUGUGAAUCCAUGAAACAACAAUUAUUAACUUUGGUUGAAUGGGCUAAACAUAUUCCAGCUUUUAAUGAGCUGCAGCUAGAUGAUCAGGUUGCAUUAUUGAGAGCGCAUGCAGGCGAGCAUCUAUUACUCGGUUUAUCUCGGCGAUCAAUGCAUUUAAAGGAAGUGCUUCUCCUAGGAAAUAAUUGUAUCAUAACAAAACAUUGUCCUGACGAGCGUUUAUCACCUAAUUUAGAUAUUUCAAGAAUAGGAGCACGAAUUAUAGAUGAACUUGUUUAUGCUCUUAAAGAUAUAAAUAUUGAUGAUGCAGAGCUAGCUUGCAUUAAAGCUUUGGUUUUCUUUGAUCCGAAUGCCCGCGGACUGAAUGAACCACAGCGUAUUAAGAACUUGCGUCAUCAAAUUUUAAACAACCUAGAAGAUUACGUUUCUGAUCGUCUUUAUGAGUCAAGAGGGAGAUUCGGAGAAAUAUUACUAAUUCUUCCAGUUUUGCAGUCCAUAACCUGGCAAAUGAUUGAACAAAUACAAUUUGCCAAAAUAUUUGGAGUUGCACACAUUGACUCUCUACUGCAAGAAAUGUUAUUAGGAGGAGAAUUGGCCGACAGUUCAUCGCCGUUAUCACCCCCGCUUUUAAGCUCUUUUAGUCCAUCGCAACAGCAGUGCCAAUUGCAACAUCAAAAUAAUUCAAUAAAUAUACUUCAACAAAAUCAUGAUCAUCAACUAAAUAUUCAAUCUGCUAUCGAUAACAAUCAAGAAAUGAAGAAUACAAUCUCUCUUCUAAAUAAUGCCCAAGUAAUUAAUUCAGAAAUUAAUUCUCGAAAUGUGGAAUCAAAUAGUGUUGAUGAUAAUAUGGAAGGUGCCACUAUGCCACCUAUUAUGGAACCAAUUUCGCCUAAUAAUUGUAGUACUACUUCAAAUGUUCCAGAAUUAGAAGUUAAUGAUUAUGUUAAUUUGUCAACAAUAUCACAUCAUUUUGAAAAUCAAAAUUUUCAAACAAUUUCACCAAAUAACGUUAAUUUAAAAAUGUCUUCAAACUGUAUUCGGUAUAUACGGAAUCACCACAGUGAGCUUAAUUUAGCUGAAUGCCACAGCAAUAAAAAUUCAAAUUCUAAUGGAGAUAUUUUGGAAGAAUUUAAUCCAUAUAAUAAAUCAUUAAUUCCUGUUAUGAAAACAGAUUAUAAUAAAGAUAUUAAAAAUGAGGGUGAAGGGAAUCGAAGUAGUAUAAGUAUAAAAGGUACCCUUUCAAAUAAUCAGAUAAACAUUUUAAAACAAGAAAUAGAAACAGUGCUAUAAUUUUAUUAAAAAGAUAAGAAAAAACCUUUAAUGGUUAUAUUAUAUAUACAUAUAUUUAGUACGGCCCUGUAAUGAGUUCCAAUUGUAGAUUUUUACAAAUAAUUAUUAACAAAGUCACUUUUGAAGACUGAACUAUUAUAAAUUUCAGUCGAAAACGUAUGGAAGGUAUGGUAGCACUACUUUUUGAAAUAUAAAAUUCAAUUCAAAAAAUUUUUUCAAUGGUUGAUAAUUUUUCCGAAAUAUAAUUCUUUUUUUUUUUUUUUAUUGGUAUGAAAAGAAAACUUCCUUUUAUUCGGAAUAAAAUACUUUUUUUUAUUUUUUGAAAAAUUUUCAGAAGAAAAUUUUCUUCAGAAGAAAAUCAGCUUUGAUAAAGUGCGUAUGUAGCGCACGAAAUAUAUUAGCAAAAAAUAAAAAAAAAGUAUUUUAUUCCGAAUAAAAGGAAGUUUCCUCUUCAUACCAAUAAAAAAAAAGAAUAAAAAUCAAUAUUUAAUUAGAUUUUAUUUAAAUUUUUUAAAUAUUUUAUAUUUAAAAAAUUAAAUAUUGAUAAUGAUUUAAUAAAAAAAUUAAAAUAUUUUUAAUGAAAAUUAAAUAAAGAGGAGAAGUCAAAAAUUAUUUGUUUAAUUAAUGCCUUAAGGUUAAAUUUUUUAAGAAAAAAAGUAAAACAAAUUUGGACAAGUGAAGAAGGCAACAUUUAUAGAGUUUUUUUAUCAGAACAUGAUAUAUACAAUUUUGCCAUUUCGAGUAAAACAUCACUGAAAUUUUUUUUGUGUUAGUUUUGUUUUGUGUUAACAUUAAGUAGUGAACGUUUAGUGAAGUUGGUAUUAUUAAAAUUUUAACAUAUUUUUGUAUAUCAAAUAAGAUACACACUUUUUCCACUGGCAAUUAAUGUCAAUCAGAACUGAAUAAGUUUACUUAUCUAGUUUUAAAAGUUUUUAAACGUGCGGUUUCACUUAAAUGAAAAUAACCAACGUGAACGUUUAAAUACGAAAUGUAAAAAUGAAUAUGUGCAGAUAUUGCAUUUUCAAAUUGAAACGAAACGGUAAAAAAACAAGAAUACGUUUUCAUUUCAAAAGUGUGCAACGCGACAUAUCUUUAUUUCAAUGUCUUCUUAGAAUAUUUUAUGAUCUUGAGAAGUAAAUAAUUGUAGAUGUCUAAUUUUGUCAGGAAAAUUUUUGGAAUAAUUGGUUAGUUAUAAGUAAUGUUCUUCAAGGAGUUUUUUUAAAAACUACUAACUGGAAAAAUUAAAUUUUUUUUUCUUGCAUUAGAAAGCGGUUAAAAUUUUAAGUAAUAAGCAUUCAUAACUUUUUUUUUGUCAAUCAAAAAUGUAGAAAUCAUAUUCUGAUAAAAAACCCUAAAAUAGAUAAUUCUUUCGUAUCUUUUUGACGUUUUUUUACGAAUGAAACUCAUAAUUAAUAGUAUUACAAAUUUUGAAAGCAAAACUUAUUAAAUCGAAUUUUGAAAGUAAGUUCGAAAUUAAUAAAAAACUUUUAGUGUUUUCUUAGAAAUUAUUAACUAUUGGAAUUCAUUAAAGGGGUAAUAAUGUAAUUAUAAUUCAAAUCGCAUUAUGUAUAAACUAUAUUGUAAACUUGGUUAUUGGCUAAUAUGUGAAUGUAACGUCUAUUAAUUAAGAACUAUUUAAAAAAAGCAAAUUUGAUAACAAUUUUAGUCAAUUAUAGCUGAAAAAUUAUUUUAUAUUUCAAAAAUUUUUGAUAUAUAUGAAAAAUACCUACAUAAAUGUAUACAAGUGAUAUAAUGUGCAUACUAUGGUUAUUUAACUUUUGUUACACGGUUUUUUUUUAAUUUUUAUAUUAUUUUUAAGAAAAUUAUAAUGGCUUUUUCCUAUAUAAUGUGAUGCAAUGAAGCAACGUUUACGAAUUUUUGAACCCAAAAACCAGAAACGUCCAGAUGUUUGCAAAAAAAAUAAAUCGCUUGAAUUUAAAAAUAAAUAACAAUAUCUUAUACCCGAAAAUUUUAACGCUUGCUACAUUGAGGCAAUAAAAUAUUUAUUAUUGUAAUAACUCUUAAUACUAUUUUUAAUUACUCUUAAUAUUUUCAAAAGAAACAUAAAACUUAAGAGCGGAAACCUCUUUGAUAAGUUUUAUAAUGAGAACUUUAAUAUUUGUGUUUUAAGGAUAUAAAAAGAAAGAACAAUAUUUAUUAUCAAAUUUCAUAAAUUUAAUUAUAUAAAUAAUAAUUAAUAAUAAAGUUGUUAUUGAGAAAUAUGUAUGUAUCGCGCUUCCAAAAAGCAGGUUCCGAUUUAUAAAAGAAUUCUUUUGGGCUCAGUUUGUGUAGAAUAUCAAUAGCGCUAUUUUAAGUUUAUAAAUUAUAUGAGUCAGAAAAAUUUUGAAUGUAAAAAAUAACAAUCAUACCAAAAACGUUUUACGCAGAUAAGUUAAUAAAUACCAUGUCUUAAUAUUAUAAUCGGCGAUAUAACAUUUGAUUAUAUACGAAUAAUAAAGUUGGGUCAAACCAAUGGUUUGUAUUAUAGCACUUUUCCCUUCAACAAGGGAAAAUUCUGCUUUUAAAUACAGUCUAUGUAUACCUAUCAUACUAUUAAAAUUAUUUUCAUUCAUAUACAAAACUAUUGCUAGGAUUGCAUAUAUUUAGGAUGACGCAUAUAUGCAGUCUUUGAAAUAAAGCAAAAAUUAAUAUAAAAAGGAGUUAACAUAAUGCUCGAUUUUAAAGGUUAAUUGUGUGGGAUAAGAAAAAUAAUUAUAUUUUUUAAUUUCAUGGAAUUUACCGUUAGCUUUUUGUGUUUAUAGAAAUUUGAAAAAGCUUGCGGUUUCGAAAAUAUAAGGUGUCAAAAAUUCAAAUUUUACAAAUUUCAAGAGGCGAUAACUUGUGAGGGGGUGGAGAUGGAAAAAAAUUUUCUUCCAAUGAAAUGAACUAUUUAUUAAUGUCUAAAAGUCCCUAAAAUUUAAAGCUUCUACAAGCUGGGGUCUAGAAGAAAAACGACAUCAAAAAUUUGGAAAAAAAAGACCUUAGAUAACGGUAAAUUUGAACGGCCAUUUUGUUUUUCUAAAGUUUAACCAUAGUAUACCGCGCUAGGGGAAGCAAGCCGCUGCCUUUAUGCGUUUGCAAAAUUUAAAAAAUGCUUAUGGUUUCAUUGCAACAAAUAGUUAAAAAAGGCCAUUUUUAGGGUUUUGGGGGGGUAUAACUUCUAGAGGGGGGGAGAUAGGUGAAAAUUUUGUUCUACGGAAAUAAGUUUCUAGUAAAGAUCUAUGUACGUACAAAAUUUCAGCUUUCUAUCUUCAAGGGUGUAAAAGUUUUGUAAACAGACACACGGACGGACGGACGGACGGACGGACGGACGGACGGACGGACGGACGGACGGACGGACGGACGGACGGACGGACGGACGGACGGACGGACGGACAGAGUGAAACUAAUAAGCACUUUUUUUCAAAAAAUUUUUGGAAAAGUGCUAAAAAUUUGUCAAUUGAACAAGUCAAAUGAACCAUUCAUGAUGACGAUACUUAAAACACAUAUAAGUAAUAAAAAUUAAAUGUGCAGACAUAUAUACAUAUAUAAAAAAAGGACCAUAAUUUUUUAUUAAAUAUUUAACUUUUGUAAAUCAACACAAUCACACAUGUGGCUCUAAUUUUCUAUCUAAUUUUAUCAUAUAAUAUUUAUUCUAAUCGAUUUUAGUUUAAUAUCUGCAAUUUAUCAAUUUACCAAAUACAACCAAUAAGUAAUAGUCGUCACAAGGCACUACUAUUUUCUUUUUUUGCUUCAGUAAAAUAAAUAUAAAAUUGUAAUAUGGAUAAUAAAGUCACUUGUUCAAAUAUUCGUUUCAUUGCUAAUUGUAAAUAAGCAGACAGCAAAAUGAAAUAGGUUAAGAAUUUUUUUUAAUGUAAUUACAAUUAAACGAAACUAAUUGCAUUUAAUACUAUUUUUUUUACAAAAACCAAAAACAAAAACUUAUACAUAUUAUACUUAUAAGUUUUUUUUUCAUUUUAUUUGGCAUUGGUGCAAAGAUUUUUAUAUAUUGUAAUAAUAGAAAUUUUAUUCAGCACAUGGUUACAGUUCACAACUUUGCAAAAUAUUUGAUUUCAAUUUAUUUUCUCUCUUUAAAAAAUAGGCUUUACAAUAGUGAAUUUCAAAUUAAAUAGAAUUUUAUGAUUACCAACAAAUAACUUAAAACAAUUAAAAAAAUAUUAAAGUUUAUUAAAAUCAUAUGCAAUAGAAAAUCAGGCAUAGGAAAUCGCAAAAGAUAAUAUAUUUGAGGAUGUUGGCGGUAGUCCUAAAAUAAGUUAAUUAAGCAUGUAGCACGAUAAUUAAGAAUAUCAUUUCUCGACCCGUAUGAAUCGAAAUGAUUAAUUGAUUGACAAUAAAUAGUAUUUUUAGUUAUAAUAAAUUUAUAAUAUGUUUAUCCUAUAAAUAUAUUAAAGAUCUACGUUAUGUAUGUGUGCAGUGAUAAGGUUAAAUCUUUUGCCUGAUAUUAUUGCAAAUGUAUUUUAUUAAUUAGUUAACUGCUUUUCUAAUUAUUUUACAAUUUAAAGAGAAUUAAAAUUUGAUGUGAACUCAUAUACAUAAGUAGAUUUCUUGUUUAAUACACAUAUUAUUAUAUUCAUGCGUAAUUUUUUUCAA
Messenger RNA from Condylostylus longicornis, 7067 nucleotides. It is a transcript of the gene Hnf4, whose product is annotated as transcription factor HNF-4 homolog. Bases 753 to 2477 code for a protein of 574 amino acids. Gene Ontology annotation, cellular component: nucleus. Gene Ontology annotation, molecular function: nuclear receptor activity; nuclear steroid receptor activity; zinc ion binding. Gene Ontology annotation, biological process: cell differentiation; regulation of transcription by RNA polymerase II; anatomical structure development. The record is from RefSeq and is a predicted model, not a curated record. The transcript has 7 exons. Lineage: Eukaryota; Metazoa; Arthropoda; Insecta; Diptera; Dolichopodidae.